Molecule: messenger RNA, 139 nt
Organism: Scutellospora calospora
Lineage: Eukaryota; Fungi; Glomeromycota; Glomeromycetes; Diversisporales; Gigasporaceae
Source: the annotation of a GenBank genome assembly
GAAUGUUAUUGGGGUCACUACGAAUAUGAAGGUUUUGCCCCUUGUUAUCCCUAUUGUGGAUGUUAUAACUCAGUCUGCAAAUGUUACGGCGGAUCUUGUAUAUGUGUAUGCUGAACAUUACGGUGGUAAAUAUUACUAA